CCCUAUGGAUCGUCUCCUUGUUUGCUGUUUGGUAUUUGGAAUUUUGCUUAUAGAGGAUUUGCAUGCUCUGAACAUCAAUGAGACCAUCGAUGUGGAAAAGUUGGCCCAGAGAGUGAUGGCUCCUGCGCAGCAGACACGUGUUAUUGGCGGCCAUUUGACUACCAAUGAGAAGUUGGGUGGAUAUUUAGUGGCACUGAAAUACCACGGCAGUUUUAUCUGCGGUGGCACAUUGAUUCGGGAUAUUUUUGUACUGACGGCGGCCCACUGUUUUGAGAACCGGGGAAUGAAGGAGGGUUGGACUGUGAUCGGUGGCAUCUCGAAACUCAGCGAAACUGGUGUUCGCCGCUGGGUGAAGACUAUAAUCAAGUCCGCCGAGUUCAGGAUGGAUUCCAUGCACAUGGACGUGGCUGUGAUGCUGCUGAAUAGGCCCAUGGUGGGAAAGGGCAUCGGUAAACUAUCAUUGUGCUCCACGCCAUUGAGUCCGGGCAAGUUACUGGUAGUUUCCGGUUGGGGGAUGGUUAGCCCGGAUGCAAGUGGUCCGGAUCAGUUGCUGCGAACCGUCACAGUACCUGUAGUUGAGAAGAGUUAUUGCCGCAAGGUCUAUCAGACGGCAGCCACAAUAUCAGACAGCAUGUUCUGCGCCUCAGUUUUGGGAAAGAAAGAUGCCUGCACCUACGACUCUGGAGGUCCACUGGUUUUCAACAAGGAGGUCUGCGGAAUCGUGUCUUUUGGGAUCGGAUGUGCCAGCCCUUUAUAUCCCGGCGUCUAUACAGAUGUCCAUUACGUUAAGCCCUUCAUUGAAAAAUGUAUGAAAGUGAUGCUCUCCCGUCGACCCCGUUAUUAAAAUCCAUGCGUUUUCUAAAAUACACUUAUUUAAGUAUGAUUUCGUUUCCAAGAUUCUUUCGGGUGUAGAACUAAUAGUAGUGAAACUACGAUUUUCACUAGUUUAAAUUUAAAAAAAAUUAUUCAUUGCCUACAAGUCUCCAAAUAU
Messenger RNA from Drosophila elegans, 991 nucleotides. Its product is annotated as seminase. The coding region runs from base 5 to 844 and encodes 279 amino acids. The transcript is spliced from 2 exons. NCBI's taxonomy places the organism in Eukaryota, Metazoa, Arthropoda, Insecta, Diptera, Drosophilidae. The record is from RefSeq and is a predicted model, not a curated record. Gene Ontology annotation, biological process: proteolysis. Gene Ontology annotation, molecular function: serine-type endopeptidase activity.